ACAUAGGUGACAUUACGUUUCAAAAUGUUUGAAAGGAUUCCUGAAUCAUUUAACCCCAAAGAACUAAUUAUAUAAUAACCACACAGUUUACUGUACAUCGAAUCAUCAUCAGCAAAAAAAUCUCAAGAAAAUGUGUAUCCUGUUUUUCUACCUAAGUGAGAUUUGCAGCAUUGAUGGCUACAAGCUUGUUCUUGUCAAUAACAGAGAUGAAACGUGGGAUCGGCCUACUAAAGCAACAAGCUUCUGGGAUCAUGACAGUAGCUGUAUAAGUGGCUUAGAUCAGAUGUCAGGCAGAAGUGGUGGAACUUGGCUUGGUAUGAGCAGAGAGGGAAAGAUUGGAGUCUUGUUAAAUAUUCUUGGCCAACAGGAUCACACUAAAGAAGGAAGAGGUUUUCUGGUCACAAACUUCAUCAGCGGCAAACAUGACAUCCAUGACUAUGCCCAGGAAAUUCUAGAACAAAAGAACAAGUACAAUGGAUUUAAUCUCAUUCUCUUUGAUAUGGGGAAACAAGAAGAUUACCUCCCUGUUAAACCUGUCUAUGUGAGCAAUGCAAGUAAUUAUUUUUCUUGUGUCAACAUGCGAACUCUUCCAUCCAACACCUCAUUUGCUGUUUCAAACUCACCUUUAGAAUACCCUUUCCAAAAAGUUAUGCAUGGGAGAGAAAGAUUUGGGCGUAUAAUUUCACAAUUUCCCACAGUCAACAUGAAGGGGCACCUCAUUCAAGAACUGUUUACUUUAAUGUCUGAUCAGUCAUCCCUGCUCCCUGACCCGGUGCUAGAGAAAGCAGCUGUAGUUGCUGGACUUCCACCACACAGAGUGAGUCACCAAUCUGCAAUCAAUGUCUACUCUCCAGAUGAUAGAUAUGGCACAACGAUUACAACAAUCAUACUGGUGGACAGCCAAGGGACAGUAGAUUUUAUUGAACACACUUUAAAUCCAGCCAAUCAGGGUGGCAACAACAUUUCUGAGGUGCAUGAAAUAUUUUCCUUGUCACAGAUUGGAUAAUAUUCAAAGGACUUUAGCUUUGUCUACCCAAAAAACUUUCAACAAGCUUCUCAGGUUGCAGCUAAAUAGAUGAAAGUCUGUGUCGUGAUAUAAGUUACCAACUUAAAAAAGUAAUAGUUUUUAUAGUUUUGGUUUAUUUUAUUGUCCUAAAAAGUUAGGUAAAGUACUUAAGCCUAAGCAGAAACACUCAGACCUCAAAUUUGUGAGAAUUUUUCCAUCCUUGCAACUUUUUAAAAUUUUAUACUCAAGAAAGAACCUUGUUCAAUCAUAAUUAUAA
Messenger RNA from Physella acuta, 1283 nucleotides. RefSeq names its product transport and Golgi organization 2 homolog. The record is from RefSeq and is a predicted model, not a curated record. Lineage: Eukaryota; Metazoa; Mollusca; Gastropoda; Physidae. Gene Ontology annotation, biological process: Golgi organization; protein secretion. Gene Ontology annotation, cellular component: Golgi apparatus.